Messenger RNA from Penicillium concentricum, 1341 nucleotides. RefSeq names its product initiator tRNA phosphoribosyl transferase family protein. Gene Ontology annotation, molecular function: tRNA adenosine(64)-2'-O-ribosylphosphate transferase activity. Gene Ontology annotation, biological process: charged-tRNA amino acid modification. Lineage: Eukaryota; Fungi; Ascomycota; Eurotiomycetes; Eurotiales; Aspergillaceae. The coding region runs from base 1 to 1341 and encodes 446 amino acids. The transcript has 3 exons. The record is from RefSeq and is a predicted model, not a curated record. Gene Ontology annotation, cellular component: cytoplasm.
AUGGGGUCCGAUACUUUCCCGACCCUAGAGUCCCUUCAUUUCCCGGAGCAGCUGUCAAUCUCCCAGACACUUUCGUCUCUGCGUCGAUCGGCGCUGUCCGUCGCCAAUCGGCUCCAAUCUAUUGAGACAGAUGCCACCUUUGCGCAAGAGGUCUCUGACCACUAUGGCUUACCGCUGAUUGCUAAUGAGCGCUGCGGAAGUUGGUAUAUUCCGCCUACGGCCAAAGCUGGCAGCGCUUAUUUCAAAAGCACCGAUGGCCACACUGUGAUGCCAGAUGCACUAUCAAAAACCGUCCCAAUCUGGAGCGCCGUCCUAAACAGAGCCCUGUUCCCAUCCGCGACUGCAUACCAUCCAGUCCGCCUUCCACCCAAUUAUCUGGGCGCAUCGGAAGAAGCGCAGAUCGAGAAUCGAAUCGAAGGAUUCGUGCAUUCCCUAAAGGUACGCAUGCAUAACAUUAACGUGACUUGCGCAAACUAUUGCACCACGCCCCCUCAUCCGGGCAAAAUGGCUGAUACUACCCAGAGCCUAAAACUCGAUCUGGACAAUCUGCGCCGGCAACUUGGUAAACCUAUCCAGAUCGCAUGGGCCAACAGGACAUAUUUCCACCCGGAGGGUCUGCACAAGGGCGAUGAGUAUAACCUACUCGUACUAUGCUCCGCUUCAAGGCGCGUGCAUGGCGCCGAAAUGUCUGAGGGCGGGUACAUCCAAGGCGCGGGAGAUGAUAGCGAGGCGUGGGCAUAUGGGCUGACGCCGCCGGUUUUCUGGGCUAAUCAGGCUAUUUUGAAGAAUACACCCGAAGACGAAUUGCCGGAGCUUAUUGACCGACUAGUGGCUGAACAUAAGCUGCUGGAUGUGGCUCAGGACGCGACGCUCAUAUCUCCCACGCGCAAUUUGUACAUUGGGUCGGGGACGGGCGUCGAUGCUGGAGGUCGGUAUGAUCUUGUCAUUGACUGCAAUGGGAGCGCUGCGGCUGUUGAGGGCAAUGCGAAGCGACUUAAUUUGGGCUGUGAUUCUGGGAAACUGGGAAGUCGGGAUCUACGGAAAUGUCUGGAUAAGGUGCGUGACUUUAUCGGCGCCCGUCUUGGGACAGAUUCGUCACUGUCGGUGCUGGUUACCUGUGAGAAUGGGAAAGACCUUUCGGCAGGCACGCUUCUGGCGAUCGUUUGUCUGUUUUAUAACGACGAGGGCGGCUUCGAUGCCUCACUGAGCAAGCGGACGAUCGGCAAGCAGUUCAUUCGACAGCGUCUAGCCUGGCUCGUGUCGUCAAAACAUGACGUGAAUCCGUCUCGAGCCACGCUUCAAUCUGUCAAUGCUUUCCUGAUGCAGCCGCCGGAUUAUUGA